AGCAGCUAGGGUGGGUAGUGCCAACGACCAGAAUUGUUUCUGCAAUCAGCAGUUGCCAGCCAGGCGGCUGCCUCUCUGUGACCCUCCUCCUCCUCACGCUGACAGACCCUCCAAGCGACCUUCGAGACGGAUCGAACUAUUGUGACUUACUCAACAUCGCUCUAGCCAAACGUGUCACUAGCGGAGCGACAUAGUUCAGCGUAAGCGAGAGAUAAUGCCAGUGUGAACGUGAUUGACAAGUCACAUUACAUAGCAAUACGCAGCUAGUUACCCCCCUCACAGUUUUCAGUAGGAGAGAAAGUCUGUUGUAUGGUAGUACGCCAGAGAGUACUUGGCGGGGGCACCUGGCCCAUGCAUUCACCUUGAAAACGACCCACUUUAAGUGUUCCUGAAGAUCUUGUGCAAAUAUUGACAACGUGCAACAUUACCUUGCAAGACGAGAAAUAGCGAGGAAUAUCUACCUUAAGAGAAGCACCUGGCCACCACCUCAGGAGAUACAUCAAGGUGUGAGUGCCGGGAGGUGCUGCCAUCACCUGUGCUCCCAGGAACCUUCUCUUCUUCCCACCCAGCUGUGAGUUCUAGAAGCUUUUCCCGUCUCGACAUUCUACCCACUCGUCGACAUUUGCUCGAGAAAUUAAAAUAGGACAAGACUUCUUUUUCCUAUCUAGUGUAACAAAACUGUGACAUAAACAAGUGAAGAAUUCAUAGAAAACGGCAGACAAACAUUCUUCAUGGCGACUUCUGGAUUUUAUUUAGGUAAAGGGUACAUUAUGCAAGACAAUCUUGGCAGAUGAACGUAGUCAUGUAAAUAUAAUAUGCAGAUGAUAAAGACUGUCGUUUAUCGACCUUGCAACAGGGAAGGAUGUUCAGUCUCCUGUCAGAGGACGAACUCGCCCUCAGUCUGUCUCGUUAACCGGAAAUCUGACAACAAUCAUAGGAUAAAACGGCCAUCUUGAAAAUAAUAGGUGAAAAUUUUAAGGACUUAAGCUGUACUGAUUAACCUAAGCUCAGCAUGUGAUGGCCAUGAGCCUGUGCAAACUACCUGACCUCUCGGAGCCAGCCAGGUCACGCUCGUGAUUUUAUUCAGACCUGAAUCCUCUUCCUUUCCUCCCUCAAGUCCCCCUAUACUCAAAGCCUAUCAGAUCACGUAUUUUAUUCUGUGGUGACCUGAAUUCCCUUUCCCCUUCUUUCUCUCCCUCCCUCUUUUCCCUUUCCAACCUGAGCCAUGACUCAAUGAAAGAUCGUUCUGACUAUCGAGGUCAGCAUGAUGACCUAGUAGUGACCUCGUAAUCAUUGCUCUUCAGGUCACUCUUACCUGACGUCUGGGAGUCUAGCCUGCACCAUGAAGGUUGUUAUUAACUGGGUCAUCAUAUUAUCGCUGGCCAGGACAGUAGCCGUUCAGGAGCCUGCCAACGCCACCACAACCACCACGUCAACCACAACAACAAAGUCAACCUCAACUACAAUCACCACUGCUUUAAAGGCUCCAAAUACCACAGGUGUUGUGGCCAGGACCACAACGUCUACUGCGGGCUCGCAGCCGCCACUCACCACCACCACAGCAGGCGACCAGACAACUCAAGAAGACCUGCCAACCGCCCACUUCCGUCAGCGUCUAUACUUCUCCGCCAUCAGGAGUACCUCGCCUCCCCCUCCUUCUUUCUUCCUUGCCUCACCUUCCUCCAUAUCUCCCUCCUUCUCAUCAUCUUCCUUCUUCUCCUUUUACUCCUCCUCUUCCUCUUCCUCCUCUUCGCCUUCUUCUCUACGCCCUCCUGCGCCAAUCAGGAUCGAGCGCACCAUUCCCUCAACUGCGCCGCCUCCGCCGUACUUCGAUCCCUCGUCACCAACUAAUGUGUCAGCGCAGCUGGGGACGCAAGCCUUCCUGCCCUGUAGAAUCAGGAACCUGGGCAACCAGUCGAUAUCGUGGAUCAGAAGCCGGGAUUCACACAUCCUGACGGUGGAUCGGUACACGUUCAUCGCGGACCAGCGGUUUCAGUCGUGGCAUGAAGCCAACUCGGAGACGUGGACACUGCAGGUGAAGUACGUGCAGGAGAGAGAUGCCGGCCGGUACGAGUGUCAGGUGUCCACUGAGCCCAAAAUGAGUCACUUCGUCCACUUUCACGUCGUCACACCGCUGGUGAAGAUUCCUGGAGGACCCGACAUGUACGUGAAGAGUGGAAGUACAGUCACCAUUAAGUGUAUCAUAUCUGCAGCCCUUCACCAGCCAGAUUACAUAUUCUGGUACCAGGGCUCUGAGCGUGUGGUUGCUGACGAUGUCUCGGGCAGGGGACGGCAGGUGUUCCUGGACCGUGACGCUGACACUACCGUGGGUACGCUGCUCAUACCCACAGCCUUGCCCAGAGACCAGGGCACCUACAGCUGCGCCCCAUCCACACUCCCCAACGCUUCUGUCACUCUCCAUGUUCUUAAUGGAGAACAUCCAGCAGCGAUGCAUCAUGGGGGAGGGCCUAACACCCGGCCGGCCAUCUCCUUCACGCUGCUGCUAUCGUGUCUGUUGGCGUCCUGGCUGCUCUCUGCGUCAGCGCCUGCAGCAGCACCUCGCCACCAUCCUCUGCUCACCUCACGACCCAGGUGAUCCCAACAUCCAACGUCACUCUCAUGCAUUUACAUCGUAACCUCCUGAAGGGCGGCUCAAGCCAUAUGUACCGUUGCUGCCGUGAUAAUAGUGGUACUCUCGUCACGGCACCGUAAUAAUGGUGGCGCAUUCGUCACGGCACCAUUGCUGUUACUAGUGAUCACCGUGACAAAAAUGACCCGCCAACCUCCCCCACCUAAAAACCAUUUUCCCCCCCUCCCCCACAUUCACCAAGUUGACUGUUAUAUAUUUUUAUAGACUCUGGAAAAAAUAUAUGAGUGAUUCAAUAAAGCAGUGAAUAUAUUUAGAUAAAGCUCUUGUUACACUUGUGACUAUCUGAGAUUGUUGAGUGUACGUGGUAGUUAACGCUCCCUCCAGGGUGGUCAGCUACCCAUGGUGAACAGGGUCGUUUUACACCACGAGUGUUAUUAGUACAUACUG
This is a messenger RNA of Cherax quadricarinatus, 3037 nucleotides long. RefSeq lists its product as uncharacterized. Gene Ontology annotation, biological process: synapse organization. The record is from RefSeq and is a predicted model, not a curated record. Gene Ontology annotation, cellular component: neuron projection membrane. Lineage: Eukaryota; Metazoa; Arthropoda; Malacostraca; Decapoda; Parastacidae.